UCCAUCCUCCAUCCUGCCCGCCUGUGUGACUGACUGCCCAACGAGAAAUGUUGGCAAAACACCCCCUCCUCAUCGUGUAGGGAGAGAAAAUAUGGCGGACAAGCGCUAAAUCCACAUCAGAAACAAACACACACGUUACAAAGCAAGACGGAAACACGCAGGGACCGGGCCGCUUUCAUUUGGACGCCACCCCCCCUUGGCGGAGGAAAAAGGCGCACUUCCAUUGAAGAGGAAAUCAUCCGGGGAGGAGAAACACUGCGAAACGGUUAUGAAGUUUUAAGAGUGGAGGCCACUGUUGUGUUGUGAGCUUGGUCAGUAUUGUUGGAGCAUGAGGAAACCUGUGCCACAGAAAGCUUUAGAGUGGAAAGAUGCCAGAAGGAUCAAGCAUGCCCGGAGUGGACGGCCCUCCCGGGUGCCCUCACAGUACCAAGGACAUUUUAGUUGGGACAAAUACCUUAAAGAGACAGGGGCCUCGAGCGCUCCCUCUUCUUGCUUCAGACAGAGCCUCACACCUCCACUAAACGAGUUCAAGGCCGGGAUGAAGCUGGAGGCCCAGGACCCCCGAAACACCACGUCCACCUGCAUCGCCACAGUGGUGGGCCUGACGGGCUCGCGGCUGCGGCUGCGCCUCGACGGGUCGGACAACAAGAACGACUUCUGGCGCCUCGUGGACUCCUCAGAGAUCCAGCCAAUCGGCAACUGUGAAAAGAGCGGAGGCAUGCUGCAGCCCCCGCUUGGUUUUCGUCUCAAUGCGUCCUCUUGGCCCAUGUUCCUUUUGAAAACACUAAAUGGAGCGGAGAUGGCGCCCUCGCGCAUCUUUCACAAGCAGGAGCCUCCCGCCCCGGAGCAGAACUCCUUCCAGGUGGGCAUGAAGCUGGAGGCGGUUGACCGCAAAAAUCCCCACUUCAUCUGCCCGGCGACAGCUGGUGCGCUGCGUGGUGUGGAGGUGCUGGUCACCUUCGAUGGUUGGCGCGGAGCCUUCGAUUACUACUGCCGCUACGACUCGAGGGACAUCUUCCCCGUGGGCUGGUGCGCCCUCACAGGGGACAACCUGCAGUCGCCUGGAACCAAAGUGUUGCCUAAGAGCCUCGGGCCAUUGACAGACGGGAGUGUGGAGAGCCCGGCCAUGCACCCCCCGCCCACAGUGGGCAGGCCUCCAGGUCAGAGAGGACGAAAGCCAGGCCGCAGGAAAACCAAGGUGACGGCGCUGUGGAACCAGAAGGGCCCGGCGCUGGGGCCGCAGAGCCUCCAGCCUGUCAAAGUCCUGGAGCCCAUCAAGAUCCCCAAGAAGAGAGGGCCCAAGCCUGGCAGUAAGCUGGGCUGGGCGAAGAGAGCAGGCUGGCUGGAAGAUGCCAUGGCCGGUCCAGGAAGGCCAGUGACGGGCCCCGGGAGAACCAGGGGCCGCCUGCCUGCUAACUGGGCCCAGAGGAUCGCUCUGCAGCAGGCCCAGACUCAGGCCGAAGAACCCGUCAAAAUCCCAAAGAAAAGAGGGCCCAAGCCUGGCAGCAAGAGGAAACCCCGGGUGGUCCCUAAUCCGGUCCCCACGUCUCCCACCACCAGCACCCCAGAGCCCGACACCAGCACUGUGCCUCUGGACAACGCCACCAUCCCCAACUCUGCACUACAGGCCCCCACAGUUUGUGUGUACCUUAACAAGUACGGCAAAGCGGGCCCCCAUCUGGACCCGCGGCGUAUCCAGCAGCUCCCCGAUCACUUUGGGCCGGGCCGGGCCUCCUCGGUCCUCCAGCAGUGUGUUCAGGCCUGCGUGGACUCGGCCCACAACCAGGGCACCGUCUUCUCCUGCCUCAAGUCUGGGCACGGGGGGGAAGUCAUUUCGGCUUACUUUGAGAAGCAGCAGCACACCCUGACCCUUCCCACGGUCAGCAGCGUCACCUACGUCCUCCGCUUCCUGGAGAAACUCUGCCACAACCUGCACUGCGACGCUCUGUUUGGCAGCCAGCCUGUGGCCAGAGGAGGCCUGCACUACGACACACACACACACACCGCCGAGAGGAGGAGUUUUGGGGACAACCUAACGACGGGCCCGGGUCGAGGCACUAAGCGCUUCCUCCAGGACUUCAACAGCCCUCUGCCUCAGAAACUGCCCAAAACCCCCCGGCACUCCACUGAUGGUGAGUCCUUCAUGGAGAACAGCGUUGGAUCAUCAGAGCACUUAAAGAAGAGCCCUCUCUCUCCAAACUCCACGGUACAAACGCCCGGCCUGCGGUCUCCCUCCAAGCUGCUGCUUCACAACAACUCUACAGGCUCAGGCAGUUUUCGGGAGAGCCCCAGGCCGAGCGGUCAGGACCCCAACCUGUGGACCGUGGAGGAAGUGAUGCAGUACAUCAGAGAGAUCGACCCAGUGCUGGCACCACAUGCUGACCUCUUCAGAAAACAUGAGAUUGACGGCAAAGCGCUCCUGUUGCUCCGCAGCGACAUGAUGAUGAAGUACAUGGGCUUAAAGCUCGGCCCCUCUCUAAAACUCCUCUUCCACAUCGACAAACUCAAACGGGGUUGAGGCGGUCAGUUGACCAGCUCCCAAUGGACUGAAUCAUCCUGUUCUAGGAUCAGUAUAUCAUGCACUUCCUAUACUGACCAUUUACAUGUAGCAAGCUCCAUCACACGACCAUAUCUGGUAUUACAAACCCUGUACUGACCUCAUCCAAUGAGGAAUGUUUAUUUUGUGUAGCACAAUCCAGCCCUAAGGCAGCAUGGGAUACGUAGGAUCACACACUUGUCCGCCAUCUGUUUCGCAUUUCAGUUUAACUUGAAAAGUCCUCUAUGGCCAUGUUAACUGUACAAGUUUUUUGGGCCAUUUUCUAUAAUGUUACAUUUUAUUCUGAACAUUUCAUAUUUUGUACUUCAUGGAUUUAUCAACUUUAAUUGUUGCCUUUUUCAACGGUUUGUGUCAGAAAUGCUAAAAGGAAGACAAGAAAAAACGAUACUCAUCCCAAUAGUUGGGAAUGCUUAUGGUUAACUCCUCAAUUUGAGGAAACAUUUUGCAACCAAUGCUAUAAAAGUAAAAGAAAAACACUAUUCUGAAAAUACUGCCAUGAAGAAAUCUGUUUAUUAAUUCUUAUUCUGGAUGUUGUUUACGAUGCCUUGUCUUGUCUUUGUUAUUUGUACUUUUUUAAUUUUUAUACUAUAUUAUUAGAGUUCCUACAUGGAGAGCCCUAUCAUGCUUAACAUUGUUCAAUAAA
Messenger RNA from Trematomus bernacchii (emerald rockcod), 3200 nucleotides. RefSeq names its product polycomb protein SCMH1. Gene Ontology annotation, cellular component: nucleus. The record is from RefSeq and is a predicted model, not a curated record. Gene Ontology annotation, molecular function: protein binding. The transcript is spliced from 17 exons. Bases 329 to 2518 code for a protein of 729 amino acids. NCBI's taxonomy places the organism in Eukaryota, Metazoa, Chordata, Actinopteri, Perciformes, Nototheniidae. Gene Ontology annotation, biological process: regulation of DNA-templated transcription.